Messenger RNA from Hordeum vulgare subsp. vulgare (domesticated barley), 1563 nucleotides. RefSeq names its product formin-like protein 20. The transcript has a single exon. The coding region runs from base 258 to 803 and encodes 181 amino acids. Lineage: Eukaryota; Viridiplantae; Streptophyta; Magnoliopsida; Poales; Poaceae. The record is from RefSeq and is a predicted model, not a curated record.
AAAUGUUUACAGAAACUAUUUUUUUACACCAAACUUUGACAUAUGUUCUAUGAGCUCGCAAACUUUGGUCAUGAAACCAGACGUGUGCGUCGCACCAACCCCCGCGUUGCCCUCCUCCUAGGAGACACGGGGAACCCCUAGACGCCGCCCAGCGGGUCCCCUCCCCCCGCCCUCACUCGCAUCGUCGUCGACGGAGGGUCAGCCGGCGAAGUCGCGCCGGACCCCAGGAGGGGGGGGGGGGGGGGGGGGGGGAUCUGAUGUGUUGCGCCUCCCCGGAACACACCACCCACCCACCCCCCUCAUGGUGGAUCUCGCACACCACGCGAGCACCCCGGAGCCCCUCCCAUGGCGUCUGCGUGCAGCCCCACCCCCCUCCCGUGGCUGAUGGCUGGUCUGGCACCUCCUGCAGGCCUCCUCCUCGUGUCCUCAAGCAAUUGCGUCCGCCCUCCCCCGACGGGAUCUGGAGCUUCGCCUUCGACCGACAGCGACGUCCCCAGCUCUCUGUGUCUCCUCCGGCGGACGGGCGCCCUGUCCGUGCUGCGGAUCCUCUCCCCACACCCCUCCCUCACGAGCUUCGGACAGGCCCCCCUCGGGCAGCGGCCUCGGAGGCGCGGCCAGGAUUCGGCUUUACGCGUGCCCACCACCACCACCACCCCGGUAGGGGCGACCUGCGGUUCCUCCAGCGUCCAUGGUUGGUCGGGUCGGCUCUGGGCCCGACGCGCCCCAGAAGUUGCGUUCCUUCCGGCUCCCUUGGCUCGUCGGCUCGUCGGCGUCUCUGGACCCCCACCCUGUCGGCACUUUGAUUGGCCGCCCAUCCCGAUGCGUCUUCAACUCUAGCAUUCUCCGGGAGCUGCACCCCAUUUCGGCUCCCUGGUCUCGUCGGCGUCCUUGUUGCUUCGGUCCCGAUGACCUGGAUCUGCGCUACCCUCAGGAUCGUGGUUCGCUCGGGCCACCGGCCAUCGUCAUCCGCCACCGCUUCUCAUUCCGCCUAGUCACCCAUCGGCUGCCUCCGUGCCUCGUCGGUCCCUCCUACGCUUCUUUGCUCGCGCGCCCGCAUUGCUCCCACUCUUGUGGUUGUGGUUCACGCCUUAGCCCGACUUCUUCUUCGUUGAUUCCUGCUCUGAUGGUUUGGGAUUGCUCGGACUCUGGCUAGGGCGAAAUCCCUUCAUCUUUUGCUGGCAGCAGUGACACCCGAGGGUGUCGUCCCCUUCUUGGAGGCGCUUUCACGACCGAUGUUUUGUGCCCCUCUUCGAGCAUCAGGGAAAACCCUAGGUCCAGUUAUCUGGAUCGAACGGCGAUUGCGUCUCGGCGUCAUUCUCCUUCGUGAAGGUGUUGCCUUGGUUGCUUGAGGCGUCCUCGGUUCUGAAUGUGGAGAUGUUGGUCGUCGUGGUCCACGCUACUUCCCAGUAUAGCGAGCUUAGCUGUGUUUUUUUCCUUUUUGGGUCGAGCAUCAUAUGCCUUUCUGCUCCGUGCACCAUGUUCACGCCUUGGCGUCCGUGUCAUGUGUUGUAUCACUUUUUGUACUCGUUCUAAUUUCUUCUAAAAUGAUCAAAACUCUGAAAA